Molecule: messenger RNA, 1687 nt
Organism: Rhinichthys klamathensis goyatoka
Lineage: Eukaryota; Metazoa; Chordata; Actinopteri; Cypriniformes; Leuciscidae
Exons: 8
Coding region: 166-1563 (465 amino acids)
Source: RefSeq, a predicted model, not a curated record
UUCAUCGGUGCUAUGUGCUUAGAAACUCGCAGGUGAAUGUGUGUACACGCAGAUGACGAACCACACACAAGCGCUCUGAAAUGGGAUGUUUCAUAGGCUAAAGACUACGACAAACGCCGGGCGGACAGCUGAAUUUGAAGCGGAUUUUUUUUCUAUAUCAAAGGCAUGUCCACUUUUGUGGCCCAUCCCUCGGUUCGUGUCAGAGGAACAGAACACGCAUACACACCUGUGCUGUGUCAAGAUGAGAAGUGUUUAGGGCAGGAGAAAGGAGUGCACAUGCACUGCCCCCUCUGUUCUGUGGCCGAGGCUUACCAAGAUCCCAUCAUCCUGCGAGCUCACUUCCGCAUCAAACACGUGGACAAAGGCAUUGAUUUUGCAGGCUUGAAGGUGCUGCGCUGCUGUAUCCAUUGUGAGAUUGUGGGAACUAUUAAAGGAGAAAAGAGGUUUAAAGGUGCUCAUUGGCACUGUUACCGCUGUAGAAAUGGUUUCAACAGGCGGGACGAGGCCAUCAAACACUACAAAACACACUUCCGAAAUCCCCACACCACAUUUCAGAUCCAAGUCACUCAGAAUGUGAACUGCCGACAGUAUUAUGGGGAGAGCUCAGAGGCUCAUGGUAAAGCAUAUGAAGGGCUGGCAGUGAGUCUUGGACCAGGUGGAGAUGGCACAAGCAUUGGAUCCAUAUUAACUCAGCCCAUCCUGACCACUGGCACUGAAACCCUAUUGACUGUGGAGCCAAAGGAAGAAGGUGAGAGAAAUGGGAUCCGACUUGGUGCUGAGGAGGAGGUGGGGUCUUCCCAGAAUUCAUCUGAUGGGACACAGACUCUUGUUCUUAUGGACCCUGAUGGACAGGGAAACAGUGUGAUCUAUGACAUGGCAACUGGUAUCAUUACUGAACAGGACGCAGAAAGUUUGGAACAGACCCUGCUACAGAAACGACUCCUGGAGCUCCACCAGCAGAUUGACACACUCCGUCAGGAGAAAGAGGAUAUGGAGAAGACACUACAAGCUGAGAUUAAACAGCUCAAAGAACAGGUUGCAAGUCUGGUUCAAUCUAAUGUUAGGAUGUUUGAGGAACUGCAAGCAUAUCAAUGUCCAGAUCACAGCCAGCAGAAGGUGGCCAAGCUUAUGGAAAACCUUGAAGCGCAGCACAAGGAGCUCCUGCAUGCCCAGUUGGCCUCACUCAGGAGAGAGAUCCUGUCGGGAGCAGAUAACAUGCCAAUCAAUGGCCAUAAGGAUGCACUGCAGCUCAAUGUGGUUCUAGAAGAGCCACAAACUGAAGUUAUCAGUGGCACUUUAACAGGACUGGAGGAUUUGGAUGUACAAUUACAAACUGAGCAGCAUGAGGCACUAAGACCCACAGAGCUCGAACUAGUGCAAACCGAUACAAUGCCCUGUUUGGAGAGCCCCGGCUUGGACUUAGAUUUGCCAAAGACUGGCUUGACUACGUCUAAGGUUUUAGAGGAUAAACAGGAAGUGUCAUUGUCCCUUGUGUCGUCUAAGAAGCGCAGCUCAGCGGAUGACUCAGACACAGUUGAAAGCAAAGUACAAAGAGUCAGCUGAGAAUGACUUGACAUUAGAAACACUCGUCUCCAUUCCUUUUUCUCAACGCUUUUAAAAUUUGCUGUUACCUUAGCCACACAUUUCCAGGUCAAAAAUGAUGUCUGUAUUCUGUCAAUUGACAUAA